AUGGAUGAAGAUGAGAAGGACAGGGCAAAGAGGGCAUCACGCAACAAAUCUGAAAAGAAGAGGAGAGACCAAUUCAAUGUCCUCAUUAAAGAGCUUUGCACGAUGCUGCAGGGCCACGGCCACCCUCUCAAGAUGGACAAGUCCACAAUACUGCAGAGGACCAUCGACUUCUUACAGAAACAGAAAGAAAUCACAGCACAGACAGAAGCCUGUGAGAUUAGACAAGACUGGAAGCCUUCAUUUCUUAGCAACGAGGAGUUCACCCAGUUGAUGUUAGAGGCACUAGAUGGCUUUCUCAUUGCUCUUACCACUGAUGGGAUUAUUAUUUAUGUAUCUGAUAGUGUCUCAUCUCUGCUUGGACACUUACCGUCAGAUUUGGUGGACCAAAAUAUAUUAAACUUUCUGCCUGAGCGGGAGCAGAGCGAGGUGUACAAGCUCCUUUCUCCACAUCUGCUCAUGACAGAUCCUGUUGCAGCUGAUUUCCUAAACGCGGAAAAACAAAUAGAGUUUUGCUGCCAUUUAGCAAGAGGCAGCUUAGAUCCAAAUGAACCCCUGAUGUAUGAAUAUGUGAAAUUUGUAGUGGAUUUUAAAUAUUUUACUCAUGUGCCUACACCCUCCUGUAAUGGCUUUGAGUCAGCUAUUGCACGAGCUUUCAGGUCAGCCACGGAGGAGCAGAUUUGCCUCGUAGCAACUGUUCGUCUUGUCACACCUCAGUUCUUAAAGGAGCUCUGCAAUGUUGAAGAGCCGUGUGAAGAAUUUACAUCGAGGCAUAGUUUGGAAUGGAAGUUUUUAUUCUUGGACCACAGGGCUCCGCCUAUUAUAGGAUAUUUACCCUUUGAGGUUCUGGGAACGUCAGGGUAUGAUUACUACCACGCAGAUGACCUGGAGCUUCUUGCUAGGUGCCAUGAACACUUGAUGCAGUUUGGAAAAGGAAAGUCCUGUUACUAUCGGUUCCUGACCAAAGGGCAGCAGUGGAUAUGGCUGCAGACACACUACUACAUCACCUACCACCAGUGGAAUUCCAAACCCGAGUUCAUCGUUUGCACGCACCUGGUAGUUAGUUAUGCAGAAGUUCGAGCUGAAAGAAGGCGAGAUCUUGGCCUUGAAGAGUCAUCAAUUGAACUGGCAUCCUCUUCUCUAAAGAGCCACAGCAGCUACCUGGACGUGGGGCAGAAAAAAAACGCCAGCCGGGAGGGAGUGUCGUUGUCGUCCCACAGCUCCCGGCGCUCCUCGCACACCGCCCUCUCCGACUCCGCCUCCACGUCGUCCAUGCGACACACGGACACCAGCACACCCACCCGGCCGUCGGUGCCAGGGGGGCAGGUGGAGAAGGCAGCCCUACGGCUGGCAUCGGCUGGAAGCGCUCAGGUCGUGUACCAUUUUCCGACCCAGCUGGGGAUGAUGCAUCAGCUGAAAGAGCAGCUGGAGGAGAGGACACGCAUACUGCAAGCUGACAUCAAGACGCAGCAAGAAGAGCUCCACGUCAUCAAGGAGCAGCUCCAGCUAGUGCAGGACUCCAACCUGCAGAUGCUGAUGCAGCAGCCGAUCCCUGUCGUCUUUAACAACGUGCAGCACCCGAGCCCCAGGAGGCCGCCGCCGCCAGGGACACCCAGGCAGGCCACAGCCAAGAAGUCACAACAGCAAGGCCUUGUGGGGACGAAGCACUACUGCGGCACCCACCUGCCGUCACCACGCCAAUUCCUCAGGGACCCCUGCGGCACGGCCACCCAGGUGCAUCCCAUUACGGUGGCUGCACAGAUGCCGACUGACGGCAGCGAAAGGCAACCGCAGUCUGACUACAGCCAGGACAGGAGCCUCAGGAUGCUGUUGGAUCAGUCCAUCCAAGCCAUGAUGCCCGCCGCCAACGGCAGUGGCCAGUCCACGCAGAGCAGUGCCAGCAGGCAGCAAGGAAAAUUCGUUGCAGAGCAGCAGAUCUUGCCUCCCCCAAUACAGAUGCAACCAAUUACCUGUAGCACUGUCCGACCUCCGGCCCCAUCGCCCGUUUUCUCCCCAUCUCUGAUGAUCCCGCACACCAGCUUCACAUCCCACCAGGGAAACGCACCGGUUCAUCUCCACCAGUGGCCACAGCAACAGGUUCAGAAAAAACGUCUCUACCUUCAGAUGCAAGGUCCUGAGCCGGUGCCUGGGGGUCCGACGCAGCGCAUUUUCCAGCCCCCCCACCCUCCGCAGCAGAACCCCCUGAGCUACUUCCUC
Molecule: messenger RNA, 2214 nt
Organism: Fulmarus glacialis (Northern fulmar)
Lineage: Eukaryota; Metazoa; Chordata; Aves; Procellariiformes; Procellariidae
Product: neuronal PAS domain-containing protein 2-like
Exons: 19
Biological process (GO): regulation of transcription by RNA polymerase II; circadian regulation of gene expression
Cellular component (GO): CLOCK-BMAL transcription complex; cytoplasm; nucleus
Molecular function (GO): DNA-binding transcription factor activity, RNA polymerase II-specific; RNA polymerase II cis-regulatory region sequence-specific DNA binding; protein dimerization activity
Source: RefSeq, a predicted model, not a curated record